UCAUAACCUAGUGUUAGUGCGUGGCUAGCUGUCAAAUGCGUACGUCAGUCGCAAUGCGUGUUUUUAUAAAUUUGUGAUUAUUUUAACCUAAGUUGGGUUCGUCAGUAUUUAUCGUUUUAAAUUUAGUGAUAUACUUAUGAAGGAAGGUUCGGGAAUUGAAAAGCAACCUUUGAAAAAUUCUAAAAGAAAAAUGAGUGUGCAACAAGGAGACGUCCCGAAUAGUACAUCGUCGCAUCAAUUAAUUGACGAUGAUGAUUCGGUUAAUUCAAGACAACCUAUUCAAAAUGAGAUUACUGAAAGAAAUUUGAAAACUGUUACGAGGACAGAAUGGACGACUGUUCUUAUAUUGUGUUUUAUAAAUCUCAUCAACUACAUGGACAGAUAUACCAUGGCUGGUAUACUGGGCGAUAUACAAUCCUACUUUUCAAUAGGAGAUGAUCAAGGAGGAUUAUUACAAACAGUAUUUGUGAUAUCUUAUAUGGUCUUUGCUCCAUUGUUUGGAUACUUGGGAGACCGAUACAAUAGGAAGAUUAUUAUGGCUUCCGGAGUAUUCCUAUGGAGUCUCACGACGCUUUUAGGUUCUUUUAUGAAUAAUUUUGGUUUCUUCAUUACAUUCCGUGCACUAGUAGGAGUCGGAGAGGCUUCAUACAGUACGAUAGCUCCUACAAUAAUCAGUGAUCUUUUUGCCAAAGACAUCAGAUCUAAAAUGUUGGCAUUAUUUUAUUUUGCAAUUCCAGUAGGAAGUGGAUUGGGAUAUAUUGCCGGAUCAGCGAUGGCUCAUAUAGGAGGAUCUUGGCACUGGGCUCUACGAGUAACGCCUGCUUUGGGAUUAGUUGCUGUAAUUUUAAUUAAAUUUAUUCAGGACCCAGUACGAGGACAUAGCGAACAAAGUAUGGAUUUAGAACCAACAUCUUACACAGAUGAUCUGAAGUCAUUACUCAAAAAUCGUUCUUUCAUGCUGAGCACUGCUGGAUUUACUUGUGUGGCCUUUGUUACUGGUGCCCUAGCCUGGUGGGGACCUAAAUUUAUUCAUUCAGGGAUGAUUUUGCAGCCAGGAAAUCGAGAUGUCACUAUCAAUGAGGUCGCUUUUGUAUUUGGUCUUCUAACUAUGAUUUCUGGUCUUGUGGGUGUUCCUCUUGGCUCAUAUCUUAGUCAGAGUUUAAAGAAAACUUAUCCUAGAGCAGACCCUUUGCUGUGUGCUGCUGGUUUAUUAAUUAGCACACCUUUAUUAGCCGCUGGAAUGCUGGUUGUUCAGUUGAAUUCAACAGUUGCCUUUAUUCUAAUGUUUUUUGGUGAACUUGCAUUAAAUUUGAAUUGGGCAAUAGUAGCUGAUAUAUUAUUGUAUGUGGUCAUUCCAACUCGUAGAUCUACAGCGGAAGCAUUCCAAAUUUUAAUAUCGCAUACAUUUGGAGAUGCAGGAAGCCCAUACUUGAUUGGUGUUAUUUCUGAGGCGUUAAAACCUUUGCUUAGUCCAUCGGGUGUAGCUGUUACUGCAUCAGCGUUAUUACUAAAUACACAAAGUGAAUCAAGCAUUGAUAAAAUUUCAUUGGUAGAAAAAUAUAGUAAUUAUAAUUCAUCUGAUUAUAGUUUGGAUGGACCAAAUUUUCGUUCAAUGCAAUACGCUCUCUUCACCACCAGUUUUGUGGAAGUUCUUGGCGGUUUAUUCUUCUUGUUAACUGCUGUUUAUAUAACAAGAGAUCGCUCAAAAGCGGAAAUGGCUGUAGAAGAUGGCCGAAUGGAACUUAGUGAAAGUUCAACUAGUGGCGAUUCAAAUGCAUAUUCACCUUCAUAACAUCAUGAGAUAGAUAUAACAUUCAUCGGGGUCACGUAGAAACUCAUUGUGCUGAUGAAUAUCAAGAUAUUUAAAUUUAAUAUAUAUAAAAAAAUAUUUUAAUUUAGAGGCUUUGUUUUAAAAGUUUUAUUAUAUACGAAUAAUUAUUAUCAUAUCAAGAA
Molecule: messenger RNA, 1953 nt
Organism: Ctenocephalides felis (cat flea)
Lineage: Eukaryota; Metazoa; Arthropoda; Insecta; Siphonaptera; Pulicidae
Product: protein spinster-like
Exons: 12
Coding region: 137-1792 (551 amino acids)
Biological process (GO): transmembrane transport
Cellular component (GO): membrane
Molecular function (GO): transmembrane transporter activity
Source: RefSeq, a predicted model, not a curated record